Brassica rapa (field mustard) is the source of this 2088-nucleotide messenger RNA. RefSeq names its product histone-lysine N-methyltransferase ATXR5. The record is from RefSeq and is a predicted model, not a curated record. Lineage: Eukaryota; Viridiplantae; Streptophyta; Magnoliopsida; Brassicales; Brassicaceae. Gene Ontology annotation, molecular function: protein binding.
GAAUUUGUGUUAGCUUCCAUGUACAGUAAUGUCAGCAAGUUGUAAAUAUUCCAAGUUUGUACCUAAGAGGCUAAAGAGACACCAUCUUAGUGUGAUUUAGAUAAAUUCUACGAUUAGUGAAUACAUUAUGAUUAACUUUUAAAAGAUUAUUAACCUUUAAAUAGGCCUUUCAAAAACAUUGAAAUCUUUAUAUUUUGAUUUUCCUAUAAUAUUUUCAACCUUUUAUGUGAGAAAUAAAACAAUAAAAUAUAUAUAAAAUCACAAAACACAAAUUUUUAUAAUUUUAUAUACGAGCUCAAUUUUAUAUUCAUAUACAAAUAACAUAUUAUAAUCAAUAAAUUUGUUUCCUUGAUAAUUGUUUUGUAUAUUAGAAACAGAAAUAUAUAUGAUUUACCAGGAAAAGAUUUGAUCCUUGCAAACUUAUCUCUUGCAAUGUGUAUUAACGACAAGCACAAUCUGCAGCCUACCAUCAAUGUUUGAACUUGUCAAAGGUUUAAAAAUAAUUAAAAACCCCGAAAAAAAGGGAAAUUACAAAGCAAGAACCCAAAUAACACUCCAGGUGAUGCGCACAUCAGUUUUCAAUGCUCACACGCGGUGCACAUUAGCUCCAACCAAUCAAAACCCAUCUCCGGCGAGACUGACGCUUCCUCGUCAGCCAUCAUGGCCACGUGGAAAGCCUCCUCCUCCUCCUCCUCCUCCUCCCCAGCAUCGUCUCCUUCCCGUCGUUUCAUCUCCUAUAGGAGAAGAACCAAGGCUUCACCACCGAAACGACCUUCCUCCGAAUCUCCACCGAGGAAGAUGAGAUCAAUCGCCGACAUAAUGGCGAAAUCUUCCCCCGUCGUCGAGCAGGAGCAAGACGACAGCUACGGUGACGUCACCUGCGAGAAAUGCGACUCCGGAGAAAGAGACGAUGAGCUUCUUUUAUGCGAUAAAUGCGAUAAAGGGUUUCACAUGAAAUGUCUCCGACCGAUCGUGGUUCGUGUCCCUGUCGGACCGUGGGUCUGUGUCGAUUGUUCCGACCAACGACCUGUAAGAAGAUUAUCUCAGAAGAAGAUUAUGCAUUUCUUUCGGAUCGAAAAGCAAAUUGAUCAAACGGAGAAAUCACAGCUGAGUCAAGAAGAGAGUAGAAAGCACCGGAGACGAUCUUGCUCCUUGACAGUGAAGAAGAGGAGGAGAAAGCUAUUACCUAUGGUUCCAUCUGAAGAUCUUGAACAGAGGCUUGCACAAAUGGGCACACUUGCGUCUGCUUUAACAGCAUUGGGUAUCAAAUACAGCGACGACUUGACUUAUGUUCCAGGAAUGGCUCCUCGGUCUGCUAAUCGAUCCAAGUUCGAGAUAGGUGGGAUGCAGGUGCUUGCGAAAGAAGAUUUGGAGACAUUGGAGCUAUGUAGAGCUAUGUAUAGACGAGGAGAGUGUCCUCCUCUUGUUGUGGUAUUCGAUCCACUUGAAGGUUACACAGUUGAAGCAGAUGGUCCAAUUAAGGACUUAACAUUCAUAGCUGAAUAUACAGGGGACGUUGAUUACUUAAAGAACCGUGAAAACGACGAUUGUGACAGCAUCAUGACUCUCCUUCUGUCUGAAGAUCCAUCGAAAACUCUUGUUAUCUGUCCUGACAAGUAUGGAAACAUAUCUCGCUUUAUCAGUGGCAUCAACAAUCACAAUAGGUUUGGUAAGAAGAAGCAGAACUGUAAAUGCGUGAGGUACAGCGUGAAUGGCGAGUGUCGGGUUCUUCUAGUGGCUACGCGUGAUAUAGCGAAAGGGGAGAGGCUCUAUUAUGACUACAAUGGUUAUGAGCAUGAGUAUCCUACUCACCUUUUCCUCUGAUCUUUUUCACUUCAAACAGUUUCACAACAGUCUCUGGAUCAAUUGGUCUUUAUUUUGUUGCAAAUUUACAGAUCAAAAUUAGAAUACUUAGAUUUAAACCGCAUGGCCUUUGAAGAGGUUAUGCAUUCUUGAUUAUGAAUGUUAGUUAUAUAGACUAAUUAUAACUUCUUUCGCAAUACUUCUAUUCAGUUUCAAAAUGAAAAUUUUAACUAUUUUUCUUUGGAGAACUUUGCAAAAUGAUAUUUUAUUUAUUUUAUACUUCAU